AUCGAUAGCAUUUAUCGUUUAUCCACAGUUUUAUUUGGGAAAUGUUGUGUGUAUACAGCAUCUCGGUGAUGUGUUACUCAACACGCUGGUGUAAUAAAAUGAAUGAUAUGGUUAUUACUUUCGACGCAUACUAGAUAUUCUGAAUUUUAAAGUGUAUUUUAAAUAAUUUUUUUUGAGAAGUGCAACUUAACUAAACAGUAUAUAAAACGACGUUAAAUUAAAUACUCUGCGUUUAGCAAAAUUGUGCAAUAAUCAAUAUCACCAUCACGAUGAUAUAUAAAACAUCAAACCCUUAUAAGGGAUGUUUUAACACAACAGAUAAUAGUGCUGAAUAUUUCUGGCAAAAUUCAUCAGUGUUUUAUCCAAUAAUUUUGAUACUAUUUAUCAGUAGCGUGAAUGGAGCAAAUCAGUUGCAUAUUGGUGGCAUCUUUCCUAUAGCAGGAAAGGGUGGUUGGCAAGGAGGACAAGCCUGCAUGCCAGCCGCCAAGCUUGCUUUACAGGACGUGAAUGAAAAUCCGGAUCUCUUGCCAGGAUUUAAUUUAACACUACACAGCAACGACAGUGAGUGUGAACCAGGCUUGGGAGCAAGCGUCAUGUAUAAUUUAUUGUACAACUCCCCUCAAAAACUCAUGCUAUUAGCAGGGUGUAGCACUGUCUGCACAACUGUGGCAGAGGCAGCCAAAAUGUGGAAUUUGGUAGUGGGAUAUGCAUCAGAUUUUCGGGGACUUGCGCAAUGUCAGUAGAGUUCACGGCUAUGUCAUAUUGUGCUAAGUUUGAGGGAAAUCAAUGUUUUGAUAAUUAACACAAACUUUUGAACACUUUUUGAAGGAUUUAUUUGCUUUGAAUGGAUCAUAUUGCCUAUGCCUAUCCAGUAUUGCCAACGUACAAUUUUUCCCAGUUUAUUUCAUAAGUUUCACAUCGCGGUGUUUUGCGAGUAUUAUUCUCACUAACUCUCUCAAAUUCACCUCACACUCUCUCCUGUUUCUAUUCGUUCCUAAGGUGAAUUUCACCUUCUAAUAAGAUGAAUCUAAUUAACGAAACGUGUAUUGAUUAUUUUAAAAUUAUUUUAUGGUUUAAGAUUGUGCCUUAAUAGAUAACCCUCUCCUUAUCCAUCCUUAUCGGACAUUCAGUUAAUGGCGAUUUAUGUCAGAGAUUCUUCUUCUUCUUCUUCUUCUUCUUUGGGACAACAGUGCCACCAAUUUUGAUGGUUUAGGUCUGCCUUAGCCGCUAAUAGUCUUGGCCAUCUGCUACCAAAUCGAUUUGCCCAUAGCAGGAUGGUCGGUCCUAAGUUUGAGAUGAUCGAUCCAUACGGGACAUAAGCCUAUGACCAUCAUGUUGUAAAAUUGUACCACUAGACCGACCGAAAUUCAUGUGUUGAAAUUAUUGCUUUAUUCCAUAGCCAGUUGGAUACAAAUAAUUCAAUCUAAUCAGUUUUAAUGUAGGGAUAGAGACUCGAAUGUAUUGAUAAGUUAAAAUAUAUAUUUUUCCUUGCACUAAAUUGUGAAGAAUCUCUACAGUCAGUCCAAAAAGUAUUUGUCUAGCUGA
Messenger RNA from Anopheles merus, 1545 nucleotides. Its product is annotated as gamma-aminobutyric acid type B receptor subunit 1-like. Gene Ontology annotation, cellular component: membrane; G protein-coupled receptor heterodimeric complex. The coding region runs from base 270 to 743 and encodes 157 amino acids. Gene Ontology annotation, molecular function: G protein-coupled GABA receptor activity. Gene Ontology annotation, biological process: G protein-coupled receptor signaling pathway; gamma-aminobutyric acid signaling pathway. The record is from RefSeq and is a predicted model, not a curated record. The transcript is spliced from 5 exons. Lineage: Eukaryota; Metazoa; Arthropoda; Insecta; Diptera; Culicidae.